This is a messenger RNA of Callorhinchus milii (elephant shark), 2235 nucleotides long. Its product is annotated as nuclear receptor subfamily 2 group F member 1-A. Gene Ontology annotation, molecular function: zinc ion binding; RNA polymerase II cis-regulatory region sequence-specific DNA binding; nuclear receptor activity. The coding region runs from base 510 to 1655 and encodes 381 amino acids. Lineage: Eukaryota; Metazoa; Chordata; Chondrichthyes; Chimaeriformes; Callorhinchidae. The transcript has 4 exons. The record is from RefSeq and is a predicted model, not a curated record. Gene Ontology annotation, biological process: negative regulation of transcription by RNA polymerase II; anatomical structure development; cell differentiation.
ACUCACCCCUAUCCAUUCACUCCCUUUUCUCCUGGGGUGGGAAUGGGGGAGAGGAAGUUUUUUUCCUUAAACUACCAACCAAACAAACCCCCACCACCCCCAAAAAAAACUUUUCGGAAGAGGCGAGAGACUUUUUAAACGGAUGCUUUUAUUUUGUUUGUUUGUUUGUUGUCUUUGAAAGUAACUCUGAACAGAGAGAGAGAGAGAGAGAGAUACACAUUACAUCCAUGGACUUGUUCAGAAGCUGCUGAUGCCUGGACUGAGGUCAGGAACAGAGCGAAUUGACUAUAACUACAGGGAAAACAAGUGCAGAGAUACAUUUAUAUCCUCAAAACAGGGAAUGGUAUCGUUUUGUUGGGAGAUUCCAGGCGAGGAUGCCAGGAGAGAGCAUGCCAAACCACUUAGACUUUCUCAAAAUCCUUGCUGCUGUCUUGCUGGUCUGAUUGAAUGAAGGGGUUGUUGUUGUUAGCCCAGUGCUAACAACUUGGCUUGGCGUUUGGAGGAAAAGAAUGGCAACAGUGGCUGAUGACUGGAGGGACUCUCACACUGACUCCAAACCUCGCUCUUGCAACCCAGAGGAAGCCUUGAAGAGCCCAGCUCCAUCCUCACACGCUGCGGCCAGCGACCCUGACCUGGGAGGACAAGGCAUCCAAGCCGAGUGUGUGGUGUGUGGGGACCGGGCAAGCGGAAAGCACUACGGACAAUUCACCUGCGAAGGGUGCAAGAGUUUCUUCAAGAGGAGCAUACGGCGAAACUUGUCUUACUGUUGCAGAUCCAACAGGGACUGUCACAUCGACCAACACCACAGAAACCAGUGCCAGUAUUGUAGGCUGAGGAAGUGCUUCAAAGUGGGCAUGAAACGAGAAGCGGUUCAACGAGGGAGAAUAGCCCCAGUCCAGUCCAGCCCGGGAGAAAUCUCGCUCACGAGCGGAGACCAUCUGAACGGAAGCAGCGUCCCAAGUCUCAUCUCCCUCCUGCUACGAGCCGAGCCUUACCCGAGCUCCCGCUACAACAGCCAGUGCAACCUCAUGAGCAUAGACAACAUCUGCGAGUUGGCGGCUAGGCUGCUUUUCAGCGUGGUGGAGUGGGCGAGAAACAUCCCCUUCUUUCACGAGCUCCAGAUCCCAGACCAGGUGGCCUUGCUCAGGCUGAGCUGGAGCGAGCUGUUCGUGCUCAACGCAGCCCAGUCCUCGCUUCCCCUCCACAUGGCCCCGCUCCUGGCCGCCGCCGGCCUCCACUCUGCUCAGAUGUCCGCCGAGAGGGUGGUGGCCUUCAUGGACCAGAUCCGUAUCUUUCAGGAUCAAGUGGAGAAGCUCAAGAAUCUGCAGGUGGAUUCUGCUGAGUACAGUUGUCUAAAGGCCAUCGCCCUGUACACACCAGAUGCAUCCGGCCUCUCAGAGCCAGCCCACAUUGAGAGUUUACAGGAGAAGGUUCAGGAGUCAUUGGCGGAAUAUGUGCGUUCCCAGUACCCACCCCAGCCCCAGCGCUUCGGGAAGCUGCUCCUGAGGCUCCCGGCGCUCCGAGCCGUGCCCGCCUCCCUCAUCGGACAGCUUUUCUUCAUGAGACUUGUGGGCAAGACUCCCAUCGAGACCCUGAUCAGAGACAUGCUCCUGUCAGGAGGCUCCUUCAACUGGCCUUACAUGUCGGCUCAAUGACUCGUCGGACACGAUCCAUCGAUCCCACAAGGUUCUGCCACCACAGAGGGAAUAUCCCAUGCAAUUCCCAUUCCGCAGCAGCUGAAAGGUCUAUAAGGGAUAACACUGGAAGAACUGGGCAGACUCGCAAGUCUUAAUUUGUCAGCAAGAUAUAGAUGUCGAAUUAAACAAUGACCCUUUCAACAAGAAAAGGCCAUUUGGCCCAUCAAGGACUGUAGACUCCUCAAUCACUGUAGCUUGUGGUGGGGGAGUUUGGAUGGAUGUACCCAGGCCCCAGAGCAAAAGGUCCUCCACUCUGACAGGCAAUCUCCUCCCUCACAUCAUCACUAUCCCUCCCAUCCCGUUAUGAGUUGGGAAGUACAGGAGUAGUUCGUUCCUGUGAUGGGGUUUAUUCCAGCGUUCAGGCCUGGAAGCUGGGUGGGUGUUCAAAAUCUUAAUCACAGGUCCCAGAUCACACUGUCUUGAAUUUGUCGGUCCUCAUUGGAGUAUGACAGACAAGGCUGGCUGCUGGGUUCUGUGAUGACCCUUGUCAAGGCUGACAGACCUCCACCCCAUUCUCAACCCCCCCCACCCCACCCAC